Molecule: messenger RNA, 528 nt
Organism: Nicotiana attenuata
Lineage: Eukaryota; Viridiplantae; Streptophyta; Magnoliopsida; Solanales; Solanaceae
Exons: 1
Coding region: 1-528 (175 amino acids)
Source: RefSeq, a predicted model, not a curated record
AUGAAGUAUUUCGUUGGACUUGAAAUAGCUAGAAGCAAAGAUGGGAUUUCUGUUUGUCAAAGAAAAUUUGCCCUAGAACUAAUUUCAGACUUAGGUUUGGCAGGCUCUAAGCCUGCAACCACACCCUUGGAAGUCAAUCAAAGACUUACUAGUGUGGCAUAUGACAAAGGCCUUGCAGCUGAUGAUACAGAGAUAGAUGAGGCAAUGGAAGAUGCUACAAGCUAUCAAAAACUAGUGGGAAAGCUACUAUAUCUUACUAUGACUAGGCCUGACAUAGCUUAUGCAGUCCAGAACUUAAGCCAAUUCAUGCACUCGCCCAAGAAGUCACAUAUGGAAGCAACAUUAAGGGUAGUCAAGUACCUAAAAAAUGCACCUGGUCUAGGAAUUCUACUGUCUUCUAAGAGAUCUAAUGAGUUGAUAAUUUUUUGUAAUGCCGAUUGGGCUACUUGUCCCAUGACAAGAAAAUCAGUCAGUGGUUUUGUUGUCAAGAUUGGAGACUCCUUACUCUCGUGGAAGUCAAAAAAAUAG